Molecule: messenger RNA, 703 nt
Organism: Capsella rubella
Lineage: Eukaryota; Viridiplantae; Streptophyta; Magnoliopsida; Brassicales; Brassicaceae
Product: organelle RRM domain-containing protein 2, mitochondrial
Exons: 2
Coding region: 62-568 (168 amino acids)
Molecular function (GO): RNA binding
Source: RefSeq, a predicted model, not a curated record
GUGUGUUUUAUUUAGUUAAACCUUUAAUGCCAAAUCCUUGUCUCACUUGCUAGUUGAUACGAUGGCGUUCUCUUCCAGCUUUCGCCGUCUCUUUGCCGGAGCCAACAGCCUCUCGUCUUCUCCAUCCUCCUGCGUUCGCCACUGCUCAACUCUUACGUCUCCCAGACUCUUCGUUAGCGGUCUGUCCAGAUUAACAACAAAUGAAAAGCUUCAGGAUGCAUUUGCUUCUUUUGGGGAGCUCGUGGAUGGUAAUGCUACUCUCUCUCCUUAUUCCCAUCAUAUCUCAACAUAUAGAGCCUCAACUCAUAGAUUUUGUUUCGCUGUUGCAGCGAGGGUGAUCACAGACAGAGAAACAGGGAGAUCAAAGGGUUUCGGUUUUGUGACAUAUGCAACAAUAGAAGAUGCAGAGAAAGCCAAGAAAGGAAUGAAUGCAAAGUUCUUGGAUGGUUGGGUGAUCUUUGUGGAUCCUGCAAGACCUAGAGAACCAAGACGGCCUCAGCAGGAAACUCCUCAAUCUUAUUCUGGAUCUGGUUACACAACCAACAAAACAAUCGGCUGGUGUAAAUGAACAAAACCCAACUACUUAUGUAUGAAAUAAAAUUGGAUUCUUGGAGCCAUUCAUCUAUUUGGAGGCAAAAGGCAUAUCCUUUGGAUCUUAAGUUUUAUGUUUUCGAGAUAUCUAUCUAUCUAUCAUAUGAUGCAA